This is a messenger RNA of Oppiella nova, 742 nucleotides long. Lineage: Eukaryota; Metazoa; Arthropoda; Arachnida; Sarcoptiformes; Oppiidae. The record is from the annotation of a GenBank genome assembly.
AUUACAUCGAAACAGUUGACAGUAUAAUUACAUACUAAACACUCUGGUUUAAAAAAUGGCCUACGUUCAAAAAUUAAUUGUGCUAGCAACAGCAGUAUGCUCGGCUUAUGCGGCGUCGACAAAUGGGACUGUCAGCCUGGCCACCAACACUAAAUCUAACGGGAACAAUUUGAAAGACUACAAUUCAUGUAUACUUACUAUACUUUUGAGUGGUAAGUGCGGCGAUAUCCCGAUAACUGGUACCAGUGAUCGGGAAAUGUGCAAUGGUGUCUACCAAUUAACAGAUUGCAUCAAGAGCAAUUAUAACAGGGUUACCUUGGGUGUCUGUACCGCAUCGGACAGGGAUGAUUUUGAUCGCAAUUUUGACAGCAUUGAGGUGUGCAAAAAGGUUGAUGAUAAAUGUGAUGGACAGACUUAUACACGACGUUGGUGCAAGGACAAUGGCUAUAACCCACUAAACCCACCAAAACCACCAAUGCCCAAGUUGAUUGUCAAGACAAAACACAUUGCACUACCUAUUGACUUUUUAAAAGCGAAUGCCGGUUUUUGCGAUGACCAUGAUGAUAUAUAUUUUAAAUCAACCGAAUCGCUCGUGGGUAAAAGUCAACCGCUAGAGUGUCUAGUACCAAUCGAUGCCAACAAUCUUAAUUUGUGUGAAAAUUAUAUCAUCGAGUUCCAUGCCAAACCAUAUCCAUCAAAGAAUUCCGAGUUAGAGGUGGAUCCAAAGUGCACCUGCACAUAA